ACAACUGCUGCUCCUACGACCACUACAGCUCCAGAACCUAUUACGACAACCACUGCAGCUCCUGCUACAACAACUACAACAACUACAACUUCAGCUCCGACGACAACCACAACAACAGCACCUCCAACAACUGCUGCUCCUACGACCACUGUAACUCCACAACCUACUACGACAACCACUCCGACAACAACCACAACAACAGCACCUACAACAACUGCUGCUCCUACGACCACUACAGCUCCAGAACCUAUUACGACAACCACUGCAACUCCUACUACAACAUCUGCUGUUCUAACGACCACAGUGACUGCAGCACCUUCUACAACAACGACAACUUCAGCUCCUACGACAACCACAACAACUAUUACGACAACCAGUGCAGCUCCUGCUACAACAACUACAACUUCAGCUCCUACGACAACCACAACAACAGCACCUCCAACAACUGCUGCUCCUACGACCACUACAACUCCACAACCUACUACGACAACCACUCCUGCUACAACAACUACAACUUCAGCUCCUACGACAACCACAACAACAGCACCUCCAACAACUGUAGCUCCCACGACAACUGCAGCUCCUACAACAGCUUUAGCAUCUACGACAACCACUGCAGCCCUAACAACAACAACUGCUGCUCCUACGACCACUACAGCUCCAGAACCUAUUACGGCAACCACUGCAGCUCCUGCUACAACAACUACAACUUCAGCUCCGACAACAACCACAACAACAGCACCUCCAACAACUGCUGCUCCUACGACCACUGUAACUCCACAACCUACUACGACAACCAGUGCAGCUCCUACUACAACAACUACAACAACUACAACUUCAGCUCCUACGACAACCACAACAACAGCACCUCCAACAACUGUAGCUCCCACGACAACUGCAGCUCCUACAACAGCUUUAGCAUCUACGACAACCACUGCAGCCCUAACAACAACAACUGCUGCUCCUACGACCACUACAGCUCCAGAACCUAUUACGGCAACCACUACAGCUCCUGCUACAACAACUACAACAACUACAACUUCAGCUCCGACAACAACCACAACAACAGCACCUCCGACAACUGCUGCUCCUACGACCACUACACUAACUCCACAACCUACUACGACAACCAGUGCAGCUCCUACUACAACAACUGCUGUUCUAACGACCACAUGCAGCUCCUACUACAACAACUGCUGUUCUAACGACCACAGUGACUGCAGCACCUUCUACAAUAACGACAACUUCAGCACCUCCGACAACUGCUGCUCCUACGACCACUGUAACUCCACAACCUACUACGACAACCACCCUAACAACAACAACUGCUGCUCCUACGACCACUACAGCUCCAGAACUUAUUACGGCAACCACUGCAGCUCCUGCUACAACAACUACAACUUCAGCUCCGACAACAACCACAACAAGAGCACCUCCAACAACUGCUGCUCCUACAACCACUGUAACUUCACAACCUACUACGACAACCACUCCUGCUACAACAACUACAACUUCAGCUCCGACAACAACCACAACAACAGCACCUCCAACAUCUGCUACUCCUACGACCACUGUAACUCCACAACCUACUACUUCAACCAUGACUGCAGCACCUUCUACAACAACGACAACUUCAGCUCCUACGACAACCACAACAAUAGCACCUACUACAAAACCUGCAGUUCCUACAACUGUAGCUCCCACGACCACUCCACCUGCUCUCCAGAACCUAUUACGACAACCACUGCAACUCCUACUACAACAACUACAACUUCAGCUCCUACGACAACCACAACAACAGCACCUACAACAACUGUAGCUAUCAUGACAACUGCAGCUCCUACAACAGCUAUAGCAUCUACAACAACCAAUGCAGCCCUAACAACAACAACUGCUGCUCCUACGACCACUACAGCUCCAGAACCUAUUACGACAACCACUGCAGUUCCUGCUACAACAACUACAACUUCAGCUCCUACGCCAACCACAACAACUACGACAACCACUGCAGCUCCUGCUACAACAACUACAACAACUACAACUUCAGCUCCGACAACAACCACAACAGAAACUCCAACAACUGCUGCUCCUACGACCACUGUAACUACACAACCUACUACGACAACCAGUGCAGCUCCUACUACAACAACUGCUGUUUUAACGACCACAGUGACUGCAGCACCUUCUACAAUAACGACAACUUCAGCUCCUACGACAACCACAACAACAGCACCUCCGACAACUGCUGCUCCUACGACCACUGACUGCAGCACCAUCUUCAACAACUACAACUUUAGCUCCUAUGACAACCACUUUAACAGCACCUACUACAAUACCUGCAGUUCCUACAAUUGUAGCUCCAGCUACCAAACCUAUAAUGACAACUGCUGCAGCUCCGACUACACCAACUGCUGUUCUUACGACCACCAGGACUGCAGCACCAUCUUCAACAACUACAACUUUAGCUCCUAUGACAACCACUUUAACAGCACCUACUACAAUACCUGCAGUUCCUACAAUUGUAGCUCCAGCUACAAAACCUACUCCUACGACUGCUACAACUGCAGAACCUACCACGACAGCCAUGUUAGCUUCUACGACAAACUCUGCUGUUCUUACGACCGCAACGACUGCAGCACCUUCUACAACAACUACAACUUCAGCUCCGACGACAACCACAACAAAAGCACCUACUACAACACCUGCAGUUUUUACAAUUGUAACUUCAGCGACCACUACACCUGA
Messenger RNA from Oncorhynchus masou masou (cherry salmon), 2745 nucleotides. RefSeq names its product mucin-5AC-like. The record is from RefSeq and is a predicted model, not a curated record. The transcript is spliced from 14 exons. The annotation marks the transcript as partial. NCBI's taxonomy places the organism in Eukaryota, Metazoa, Chordata, Actinopteri, Salmoniformes, Salmonidae.